Trypanosoma theileri is the source of this 1500-nucleotide messenger RNA. Its product is annotated as putative protein kinase. The record is from RefSeq and is a predicted model, not a curated record. Gene Ontology annotation, molecular function: cyclin-dependent protein serine/threonine kinase activity; ATP binding. Lineage: Eukaryota; Euglenozoa; Kinetoplastea; Trypanosomatida; Trypanosomatidae. Gene Ontology annotation, cellular component: cytoplasm; nucleus. Gene Ontology annotation, biological process: protein phosphorylation. The transcript has a single exon. The coding region runs from base 1 to 1500 and encodes 499 amino acids.
AUGUCCACGUUGAAUCGGCUAAAGUGCCUUGAAAAGCUUGGCGAAGGGACUUAUGGCGUGGUGUACAAAGCGAGAGAACUUGCAACCGGGCAGAUUGUUGCCUUUAAACGUAUGAUUAUCAAUGGUGAGGAUGAGGGUGUUCCCGCAACUGCGAUACGUGAAGUUUGCCUACUGCGAGAACUAAAGCAUGAUAACAUUGUCUCUCUACGUGACGUACUCUUUGAACCACCUAAAAUGACACUUGUCUUUGAGUACUGUGAGUAUGACCUCAAGAAGUACAUGGAUCGCAACCGCAAUAAACCAGUACCAGAGUUGAUGAAAGAGGUAAAGCAAAUCUUAAGGCAAGUACUCGUUGGAUUACGCUAUAUGCAUCGGAAAAGUGUUGUACACCGUGAUCUAAAACCAGAAAAUAUUUUUCUUAAUGUUGGGAACACGCCUCAUGGAAUGAGUAAGACCACAUUUUCAGAAGGAGUAAUAAAUUCAAGAAAGAAUACUAUAGAUACCGUUAUAUCAAGUGCUACAUCGCAAAAAGCCAAUAAUGGAAAUGAACCUAACCACUCUCUUAAUAAUACUAAUUUUGAUCAUGACACUAUGCACAACAACACUAGGGAUGGAACCACUCUUGAAAAUGAUCGUGCAAAUGUGAAUGAGGCUAAUGAGAAUGAUAUUAACAGUGAUUCUUCUAAUUUGGUGGUGAAACUUGGGGAUUACGGAUUAGCACGAGUAGAAAACAUCCCAGUGAAAAAAUACUCACAUGAUGUUGUCUCACUCUGGUACCGUAGCCCUGAUGUUAUGAUGGGGACAGCACUCUAUGGUUUCGCUGUGGACAUGUGGUCUGUUGGUUGUAUCUUUGCAGAGAUGGUUACUGGAAAGCCAUUAUUCAGUGGACGUACAGAUGUAGAUCAACUUGUGAAGAUAUUUCAUCUUCUCGGUACUCCCACACCAGAUAAUUGGCCAUCCAUGAUGACUUAUCCAAAGACGACUCAACUCUUGGGAGCUGCACAAGAACUCGUACGAAAACAAGCAGCCGUAUCUGCCCAAAAACAACAAGUAACACAAACACUACAACGCUCUAAUGUAUCACAGAAACCAAAAGAACGCCAGCAAGAUACAACCCGGGGAAAUACUGUAAAUCAACCCUCUCGUUCCAAUGCUCAAGGUACGGAUGAAGAUGGUAAUAAAGGCAUAUCGGCUGAUAUGGAUGCGAUUCAGAAGAAUUUCUACAAAUUUCCUCCCGAAUUGUGUUUCCAGCCAACUUUUAGUGAAUAUGUGGAGGUGUCACACUUUCGCGAGCGAGCCGGUGAUGACGGUGUGGAUUUACUGCAGAAGUUAGUUUGUUAUGAACCCUCACAGCGACUAACCGCCCAUGAGGCGUUGUGUCAUCCAUUUAUGAGAAAUGUGACAUCCCGACCACGACGCCCAGUAGACGCGAUGUCCACUCUGCUUAGACAGGCACUGGAGGAACAUGGCCUAUUGGGGAUGUCGGAGAAGAAUGAAUAG